AACAUUGUAUACAUAAUAAAUAAAUAAAAAUCUUUUAAAAAAUUCAGAUGUUCUAACAAACAGAAGCCACUAAGAGAUUUAAAAUAGGAAGACGCUGUGAUUUUUUUGCUUUUCAAAAACAACUUUCCUAUGGAGAAAGGAUUAGACAAGAACAAGGUUGAUGACAAGGAAAUCAGAUAAGCUCCUUGCAGUAAAGGGGACAAAAGGAGACAGUAGUCUGAAUUGGAAAUUGGCAGUGAAUAUGAAAAGUAGUGGACUGAUUCAGAAAUCAGCAAGACUUAGUGAGUAACUGAAUGCCAAAAGAAAAGUCAAAAAUCAGCCUUGGUUUUCUGUCUCAGACAACUAAGUGGAUGUGUGUCAUUCUAGCUCUAGGGACAGCAUCACCUCUAAACUCUAGGCCUACUAGGCUUUCUGGGUCCAGCUACCCAAGUCAUCAUGCUGUUUGGUGACAUCAGCACAUGCAUGCACAUAUCUUCACAAAGGUAGAUGAUGUGAGGGCAGUUGCCUACAAUCUCAUCCUUCAUUGCUAUAGUAUUGGUUUUGUCUGCCUGUGAAAAGGCAGUUGGGUUGUGUUUCUCAGACCAUUGGCCAUGUGUCUGUGGUGAUCUGUAUUCCUUGUUUGGAGAACUGGAAAGAUCAGGUUUGAAGAUUCUUUAACGAACAUGGAAUGGCCACCUAAGGAUUACUGUUUCUCUCUGAGAUAUUCAAACAAAUCACUGUAUUCACCAUCAAGUUUCUCAUCGAUAACACAGAGACAGAAUCUUGUCUGUUUCCUCAGAAACCCACACUAUGGCAGCCUUAUUUAUGCUGAUGGUCAUGGCGAAGUGUGGACAGACUGGACUAACAUGUCCAAGUUUUUUCAGUAUGGGUGGAGAUGCAACACUAAUGAGAACUCCUAUUCGAACCGUACUCUGAUAGGCAACUGGAACCAGGAAAGAUAUGACCUAAAGAAUAUUGUAAAACCUAAACCUUUGCCUUCCCAGUUUGGACACUACUUUGAAUCAACAUAUGAUGCAAGCUACAACAGCAAAAAGCCACAAUCAGCACAUAGAUUUAAGCGAGAGCCUCAUUGGUUCCCUGGACAUCAGCCUGAGCUGGAUCCUCCUCAAUACAAAUGCACGGAAAAGUCAACUUUUAUGAAUAGCUACUCAAAGCCUCUACCCACUCAUUACUCUUGUCCAGAGUGUUGCAGAGAGAAGACCAGAAGACCAGGGAAAGUGAAUGACUCGCCUGGGUUUGUACCACUAGGAAGUGCUGCCAGUCAUUCUGACCCAAAAGUCCUUGGAGUCCCCUGAAUCAUAGAUCGAGAAUUAGAUCAGUUACGUUUGUAGAUUUAUUUAAAGCACACUGAAUAUAUGAACACAAGACCAA
Messenger RNA from Peromyscus leucopus (white-footed mouse), 1371 nucleotides. RefSeq names its product chromosome 7 C11orf1 homolog (gene Cfap68). The coding region runs from base 663 to 1295 and encodes 210 amino acids. Gene Ontology annotation, cellular component: nucleus. NCBI's taxonomy places the organism in Eukaryota, Metazoa, Chordata, Mammalia, Rodentia, Cricetidae. The transcript is spliced from 5 exons. The record is from RefSeq and is a predicted model, not a curated record.